Molecule: messenger RNA, 1578 nt
Organism: Adineta steineri
Lineage: Eukaryota; Metazoa; Rotifera; Eurotatoria; Adinetida; Adinetidae
Source: the annotation of a GenBank genome assembly
AUGAACAAAUCGAACCAUUUCGAUUUGUCAUCAACGUCAAAUAUUAAACCUGAAAAUUCUUCAAUGACAACAGUUAAUAUACUUGGCCGUCUUCGUAUAGCAACUGAACAAGUUCGAAAAGUUCAAUCAAAUUUAGUUAAAGAUGGUUCAUCCGAUCAAGUAGAAACAUUGGAUAAAGUUGGAAAAGAACUUGAUGGAAUUCUUUAUAAUCUCGUGGAAAUUCUUUCUGAUGAUACACGACAAAGUGAAAUAAAUGUAACUUCAAAUGAUGGACAAAUAAGUAAAUGGUUAGAACAAACAUUCUCAUCUAAACAACAGCGUUCAUCAACAGCUGCUCAACGUUUUGACUCUAUUCGAGCUAUAAUACAAGCAUCAUCGUUUGUCAAUGCUUUACAACGGCAAAUGCGUCAGAAUGCUAAAGAACGUGUAUCAGCUAUUCUAGAUUUACCAGUUGAUAUUCAUAAAUUAAAUUCAUGGUCAUUUAAUAUGAUGGAAUAUGAUGAACCUUUGAAUUUUUCAAUACUACUUAUAUUUGAUGCACAUGAUAUAAUAACACGCUUUCAUAUUGAUAUUGAAACAUUAAAAAAUUUUAAUCGAGCAUUAACAGAUGGUUAUCAGAAAUUUCGGACGCCUUAUCAUAAUGAUUUUCAUGGAGCCGAUGUUCUUCAAACAACACAUUGCCUAUUAAUAAAAAGUAAUUUAAUGAGUGUUUUUACUCAACUUGAAAUUGCUGCAUUAUUAUUUGCAGCUGCUAUACAUGAUUAUGAACAUCCAGGUUUAAAUAAUGGUUAUCUUGUUAAAACAAAAAAUGAUUUAGCAUUAACUUACAAUGAUUUUAGUGUAUUAGAAAAUCAUCAUGCAAGUUCAGUAUUUAAACUUCUACGUGAUAAACGUUAUAAUAUUUGGUCACAUAUGAAUACAAAUGAAUUUCGAUCAUUUCGUUCAUUAGUUAUUUCACUUGUACUAGCAACUGAUAUGGCAAAUCAUGCAUCAUUAAUUGAACGUUUAUCAACAUAUUUUUUUUUCAAAGAGACAAAUUCAACAGCAACAUCGGCUGAUUCAAAAACUCUAUUACAAACAUUAUUACAUGCAGCUGAUAUAUCAAAUGCUGCUAAACCAUGGGAUAUCUAUAUACAUUCAGCUGAAAAAGUCAUAGAAGAAUUUUUUAUUCAAGGUGAUUUAGAAAAACUAAAUUAUCAAGAUGAUAAACCAACAUUUGACAGAGAAUCAACCGAUAUUGUACAAUUACAAAUUGGUUUUAUUACACAUAUUGUUCAUCCAACUUUUGAUGUUUUAUUAAAAGUUGUCCAAAUUGAUUCUCUUGAAAAUGUAAAAAAAGACACAUCAGCAACAGCAAAUUUAACAAAUCCUAUUAUACCAUGGCAAAAUGAUUUACAAUUAAAUUUAGAAACAUGGAAACAAAUAUCCAAACAUGCUGAUAUGGAACAAAUGAUAUUAAGCCGGAAACCAUUUAAAUUAAAUUUUGAUUAUUUACAAGAAUAUGUUGAAAAAGCCAAGACAUUUUUGAAAAAACGUUCUCAACAUGAUCUUCUACUUAAUCGUCCGCCUUCCUCAUGA